CUCGUGUCAACGUCGUACAACGUUUUUACAACGUUUACCGCGCCUUCUGAAGAAUUUCUGAAGAGUUUGAAGAUGCAAUGAUGACGAAGGAUGAAUUGGCUCGAAGGAAUUGGGAGAUACAGCGGGUUGGAAUGACGACGCGAGCACGCGAAUCAUCAACACACGCCUCCUUCGUGCUCAACACAUCCGCGACAAUGGAACGCAGAACACACUGGCACACGCACCCACCUGCCGGUGCUACGAGCGUACCGACGUGUGGACGAGCGUUUAUUGCGAUGUAUGCGAGUUUAUUUGAGUACGAGAAGCAACUGGUUCCAAGCCUUCGCGUAGCAGAGACGAUUCACGCAGAUCGUUGGGUCAGUUGGAUCAAACGGAGGGACCAUGGAUAAAUGAACUUUCUUUGAAAUUCGUUCUAACGUGUGACGUCGCAUUAUUUAUAAAUCAAUACCCAGGAUAUCAAUUAAUCGAUUCAAUUUAAAACAUCAUUCCCAAGUAAA
This is a messenger RNA of Frieseomelitta varia, 497 nucleotides long. RefSeq lists its product as uncharacterized. The record is from RefSeq and is a predicted model, not a curated record. The coding region runs from base 78 to 389 and encodes 103 amino acids. The transcript is spliced from 3 exons. Lineage: Eukaryota; Metazoa; Arthropoda; Insecta; Hymenoptera; Apidae.